Molecule: messenger RNA, 1077 nt
Organism: Tribolium castaneum (red flour beetle)
Lineage: Eukaryota; Metazoa; Arthropoda; Insecta; Coleoptera; Tenebrionidae
Product: serine protease H109
Exons: 6
Coding region: 65-871 (268 amino acids)
Biological process (GO): proteolysis
Molecular function (GO): serine-type endopeptidase activity
Source: RefSeq, a predicted model, not a curated record
CAAAAAUACUGGAAUAACAUACUACUGAAAUUUACAGUCAAAAGUGUUGCGGUAAAAAUAUAGGAUGAAUUUUGUGUUGUUGUUUGCAUUUUUUACGUUCUGGAAUAAGAACGCUUGGGGUCUUAUCCAUGGAAAUUUUAUAGAGGGUCGCAUUAUUGGGGGAGACGUUGCAAAAGCAGCACAAUUCCCCUUCAUGGCAUCUCUUGAAAUAAAAGCAUCAACUUCUGCAUAUUUUUGUGCGGGAGCUCUCAUCCACAAGAACUGGAUUUUAACAUCGGCUCUUUGUUUAUACCAGGCCAAUAAUGUCACUGUUAAUCUCGGCUCAAAUAGUCUCAACGCGUACGAUCCUAAUCGUAUUCAACGCUUUGUUGAAUCUUCUAAAUCCACAAUAAUUAUUCAUCCUGAUUUUAAUGCUACAAGUCUCCAAAAUGACAUCGGUCUGAUCUACAUUAAAACAGAAAUCCCACUUUCUGAAAACGUCCAAACAAUUAAGCUCGCUUCAAUAAAUUUACCCACACUUUUGAAAGCCACAGCUUUGGGCUGGGGACAGACCAGUGACGCCAAUUCAACUUUAGCUCAAGACUUGCAAUUUGUCACAGUUGAAAUUAUAACAAAUCUUGAAUGCCAAGCAAUUUUUGGCUCGCAAAUUACCGACAGUAUGGUUUGUGUCAAAGGCAAAGAUAAUGAAGGUCCUUGUUAUGGUGAUACCGGUGGUCCGUUAGUCAUAAGACCAUUGGGGUCAUCAGUUUUGGAACACGUGGGGUUAUCGACUUUCUUUAGUGGAAAUGGUUGUGAAAGUAAGGAUCCUUCUGGAUACACAAGGACGUAUCCUUACGUCGAUUGGAUCAAAGACACAAUAAAUAAAAAAUAGAUUUUAAAAAUAAGUAUAUCAUUUUUGACAUAUUUCUUGGAUACAUUUUUUUUGUUUUUUUUUUGUUAACAAGUUUAUGCAUUAAUUUAGGUAGAAACUUUGUAAAUGGUAGCUAAAAACACCUUACUUUGGUUUGGAAGGCUUGGAAGGAAAUAUUUUAUUUUAGAUUAUUUGAAUAAAGAAAGUUUUUGAGAAAAACUUAAAAA